Messenger RNA from Drosophila montana, 721 nucleotides. RefSeq names its product dnaJ protein homolog 1. Gene Ontology annotation, cellular component: endoplasmic reticulum. Gene Ontology annotation, molecular function: misfolded protein binding; protein-folding chaperone binding. NCBI's taxonomy places the organism in Eukaryota, Metazoa, Arthropoda, Insecta, Diptera, Drosophilidae. The record is from RefSeq and is a predicted model, not a curated record. The transcript has 2 exons. Bases 165 to 551 code for a protein of 128 amino acids.
CCUACUCGCGAACAGCUGUUGUUGUGCAAUAAUCAGGUACUUAGAGCAUACUUUCCUUCUUAAUAAGCGGCGAAACAAAAGUUGAGAAUCGAGCGACCUUGAAGAGCAAACUAUAUUUGGCACCAACACUUAAAAUCUUAUUGAAUUUCACAACAAUUCAUAGGAUGGGCAAAAACUAUUAUCAGAUUUUAGGCAUUAACAGGACGGCAAACGAUGAUGAAAUCAAAAAAGGUUAUAAGCGAAUGGCCCUUAAGUAUCAUCCAGAUAAGAACGACCACCCACAGGCUGCGGAACAUUUCCAAGAGAUUGCCGCCGCAUUCGAGGUACUGUCAAACAAGGAAAAACGCCUGAUAUAUGACCAAUAUGGAGAAGAUGGCCUUAAAAACGGCGUUGAGCAAACGCCUUUUGCACAACCAACAGCGGAUAUGCUGCCGUUUAUGUGUGCCGUUGGGGGGACUGUUUUGUUUGCUUUCGCUGCAUUCAAGACAUUCCAAUAUUUCACAAAAAAAAAGGAUUCUGGAGAACACGAAAGUGACUCGUCUUCGGAAUGAGAAAUUUAAUAUUUUCGAAUUUACGCGCUUGUAUCUCUAGCAUGUUAUAAAAUUGUUAAAUUGUAUUGUGUAAAUUUCUUUCUUGUGGAAAGUGAAUAGUCCAUAAAAUGACUAACUAUUUUCGAAUUUAGAUGCUUGCGUGUCUUUAUUAAUAAAUUCUUUGAAAUGUA